AUGUCUACACCUAUGAUCAUGAAUUUGAGGAAGGUAGACACAUCCAGGAAGAAGGAUAUAGAUCCCACCUUAUAUGGGCAGUUGAUUGGUUCUCUCAUGUAUUUGGUCAACACCAGGCCACAUAUAGCAUUUGCAGUAAACUCUCUUAGUCAGUUCAUGGUUGAGCCAAAGGGAGUACAUUGGACAGCGGCAAAGCAUGUGUUGCAUUAUUUGCGAGGUACAAUCAAAUAUGGGAUUAGGUAUGCUCGAGGUGAAGGAAUCAGGUUGAUGGGCUAUACUGACGCAGAUUGGGCAGGUAGUACAACAAACAAGAGAAGCACUUCAGGGUGUUGUUUUAGUCUGGGAUCAAGAGUUGUGUCUUGGUUCAGCAGGAAGCAGAAUUUUGUGGCUCUGAGUUCUACAGAGUCGAAAUACAUAGCAGCUAGCAUGGCGACAUGUGAAGCUAUAUGGCUUUGA
Molecule: messenger RNA, 456 nt
Organism: Cryptomeria japonica (Japanese cedar)
Lineage: Eukaryota; Viridiplantae; Streptophyta; Pinopsida; Cupressales; Cupressaceae
Product: secreted RxLR effector protein 161-like
Exons: 1
Coding region: 1-456 (151 amino acids)
Source: RefSeq, a predicted model, not a curated record